Eptesicus fuscus (big brown bat) is the source of this 1799-nucleotide messenger RNA. RefSeq names its product tetratricopeptide repeat domain 4 (gene TTC4). The transcript has 10 exons. The record is from RefSeq and is a predicted model, not a curated record. Bases 288 to 1316 code for a protein of 342 amino acids. Lineage: Eukaryota; Metazoa; Chordata; Mammalia; Chiroptera; Vespertilionidae. Gene Ontology annotation, molecular function: Hsp90 protein binding.
UUUCUACUCAGUGUUAGAAGUCGGCCUCGAGGGCUCGAGGGUCUUCUUAGCCUGACAGUACAUCUAGGAGUCCAGGCCUCGGAGUCCGACAGACCCGUGGCUCUGGUCCUGGGUCAGUUAUUUAAGUUCUGGGAGCCGCCUCCCGGGUUAUAAAAGGCCGGGACUGGAGCACCAGCCUCAUAGGCUUGUGGCGAAGAUGGAGUGAGCGGCGGCCAAGUGCCGGGACAUGGAGCGCCCAGUGAGUGAGGAUCACUACCGCGCUGGAAUUUGAAAAGAUCCCCCUGUUUAUGAAGAAAGCACCGUCAAAAAUUGAUCCCAAGGAGAAUCCUGACCUGGCUUGCCUCCAGUCAAUUAUUUUUGAUGACGAGCGACCUCCAGAAGAACAAGCCAAGACCUAUAAAGAUGAGGGCAAUGAAUACUUUAAAGAAAAAGACUAUGAAAAAGCUGUGAUUUCGUAUACUGAAGGCUUAAAGAAAAAAUGUGCAGACCCUGAUUUGAAUGUUGUUCUUUAUACCAACCGGGCAGCAGCACAGUACUAUCUGGGCAAUUUUCGUUCUGCUCUCAAUGAUGUGACGGCUGCCAGAAAGCUAAAACCCUGUCACCUCAAAGCAAUAGUAAGAGGUGCCUUAUGCCAUCUGGAACUGAAAAACUUUGCUGAGGCUGUGAACUGGUGUGAUGAGGGGCUGCAGAUAGAUGCCAAAGAGAAGAAGCUUCUGGAAAUGAGGAUUAAAGCAGACAGACUAAAGCGGACUGAACAGAGGGAUAUAAGGAAAGCAAAGCUGAAAGAGAAGAAGGAGCAGAAUCAGAAUGAGGCUUUACUCCAGGCCAUCAAGGCUAGGAACAUCAGGCUAGUCUCUGAAGCUGCCAGUGAGGAUGAAGAUUCUGCCUCAGAAGGUCUAAGUACACUCCUGGAUGGGCUCAGCUUUGAGAACCCCUACGGCACCAGGCUGAGUAUAGAUGACCAGGGCAGACUGAGCUGGCCUGUGCUCUUUCUGUACCCGGAGUAUGCCCAGUCGGACUUCAUCUCUGCUUUUCAUGAGGACUCCAGGUUUAUUGAUCAUCUAAUCGUGAUGUUUGGUGAAACACCCUCUUGGGACUUAGAGCAAAAAUACUGCCCUGAUAAUUUAGAGGUCUACUUUGAAGAUGAGGACAAGGCAGAACUGUACCGGGUGCCUCCUAAGAGCACCUUGCUGCAGGUGCUACAGCACCCCAGGUACUUUGUAAAAACCCUGACACCAGCAUUUUUGGUCUGUGUGGAAUCCUCUCCUUUUUGUAGAAAUUAUCUUCGGGGGAGAAAGGUGCACCAGGUAAAGUGACUGAGCCAGGCGGCAGAGCCAGGCCACCUGGAUCUCCUCCCAGACCCGCCUCUGCCUGGAAUACAGCAUACUUGAAUCAGCUGGACAUACUCCUAGAAUCCAACACUUUUUUGGCACCCUGGAGACAGUCCUUCCUCACAUUGUGGGUGGGGAAGAGCUGCUGAGUUCCUUGAGCUGCAGCCGCUCUGACCAAAGUGCUGAGCCUCAGCUAGUCUUCAUUCUCCUCUGUUGAUACAAAACUCUCUGCCUUGGUCAAGGCAUCCUUAAGGACUCUGAGCUGUGCUAACUACCAGCCUCCCUCUCUGACGGGGCCAUGUGUUGCGGUUACCACAGCAACUGACCCACGGAACUCACUGAACUGACUCAGGAUCUGGUGACCUGGUUCUGAACCGUUGUGGAGUUAGAGGCUUUGGAGAAGCUACCCCUCAAACUGCAUAUAUACAAACCAUGCAUGUAAUUUAAGGCACUAAAGCUGAGACUGAC